Lycium barbarum (goji berry) is the source of this 1981-nucleotide messenger RNA. RefSeq lists its product as uncharacterized. The transcript has 10 exons. Gene Ontology annotation, biological process: transcription initiation at RNA polymerase I promoter. The record is from RefSeq and is a predicted model, not a curated record. Bases 144 to 1577 code for a protein of 477 amino acids. Gene Ontology annotation, molecular function: RNA polymerase I core binding; RNA polymerase I general transcription initiation factor activity. Gene Ontology annotation, cellular component: nucleus. Lineage: Eukaryota; Viridiplantae; Streptophyta; Magnoliopsida; Solanales; Solanaceae.
UCAAAAAAUUAUGUUAGCUACCAGCAAUUUGGCGACAGAUUAGAUACGAAGUUCAUAGCUAAUACCAUUUUCUGUGAUUGUGACUCUUAUCCUAUAUGCUGUAGGCUACAUCCAGAGGGAAGUAUCUCGAUUUGUGCUUGGAAAUGCUUGUGAUGCAUUUUAUGCCUCCUCCUUCCUUCAUACCAUUGCUGAAUCAGUCACAUGGCAUUAAUCGAAAAGACCAAGUCAUUAAUCGUGUCCAUUCAACAUUAAUAGGCAUUGCCAAGUUAAUUCCUCUCUCCCCCUUGAGACUUAUGGAAAUAGUAAAGCGGAGGAUGCCAUUCAUUCUGACAGAAGAAUCAGUGCGUGCAGAGCAUCGCCAGAACCAGUACCUGCAGUUGAUGGUGAUAUAUGUGGAGAACAUGUUAAAACUGGCGAGUGGAGAAAUUGGUGAUGUUGUCGGAAGAAGUAUGCUUCUGGCGAUUAUGGAUAGGCUGAUAGAAUUGGAUGUAAACAUACCAUGGAAUGCUAUCUUACACGAAGAAUUCACCAAAGAUGGUGAUGAGCUCCGGAUUUCUUGGAUGGAACGAUUUUCUGGUGAAAAUUUUAUUGCUCAACAAUUGGACAGCUUGAUGGUGCUUACCUUUGAUCACCUUAACUUUUGCAAGGAGAGUGGACGGUUGAGUCAGGUUUUUGAUACUCUUCUCCAGUCAUUUCAGCAAACUGUUUUACCGACAUACAGGUCUAAAUUUGCUCAGUUCAUGAUGUUUUAUGCAUGUUCACUGGAUCCAGAGAAUUGUGGCAGGAGAUUUGCUGAUACACUUUUUGAUAUAUUUAAGAUCAGCAUCUGUCUAGAACAGAGAAUGAGUGCUGUUGCCUAUCUUGCUAGUUUUUUGGCUCGUGCAAAGUUUUUGCCUAUCUCAUUUGUUGCUGAAUACGUCGAAAGUUUGGUGAAAUGGUGUUCCACUUAUUGCUCCAACCAGAGUGGCGGCGUCAAUCCAAUAGCUCACAAAGAAUUCUAUGCUGGCUGCCAGGCGAUGAUGUAUGUACUUUGCUUUCACAUGAGAUCAAUGCUUGCUGAUCCUCGCAUCAGACAACGGAUAUCAAAGCAUAUAGAGGAUAUCCUGAGGCAUCCAUUGAGCCCAUUAAUGGUAUGCUUGCCAUCAAUAGUGAAAGAAAUUCUUGGGUUUGCAAAUUUGUCUGAUAACUUUGUAUCAAGUGAUCUGCUAAAGUCAGAACUUUCAAUGGCUUUUGGUGGUGAAGAGAGGCUUGACAUGUUUUUCCCAUUUGAUCCUUGUCUGCUAAUGAGAUCUGACAGAUACAUCCGGCCACAUUUUGUGUACUGGUCAAUGGUCCGGAGCUCUCAUGGUGCUGCUGCUGAUGUUGAUGAGGGUAAAGACGAUAUUGAAAUCCCUACUGCAGGGAAGGGAAUGGAUAUAGCUAAUAAUGGAGCUGCUCGAAGUGAUUAUCAGGAUCGUGAUGAAGAAAUGAGCGAGAUGUUGAUAACACCUGAAGUUACUCCGUGCUUUGGAGGGGAAUUACGAUGCGACAUGCAGAUGAUGCCUUCAAGAAUCCCACCUACUCCAGAGUCCUUGUAGAGAUUAAUUUAUUAUGCCGUUUGCCUGUCGUGAAAGAGGAAAUGUUAACCAUUGCAUGAGGAGAUAGUUUAGAGCUUCUAAUGAAAAUUUUGUGAUAUUCGUUGUGCAUGAUGUUAGAGGUCCAAUAUUUGUAUUUAUAGCAAAAGCUAUUUUUUUAGAAAAUAAUUAACAAUAGCUGGUUUGAUGAUCUAAAUUAAUGGUGGAAAUAGGUAAGUUUCUAUUGUAUUUUCUUGUUGGUGUGGCGCUUCAGGAGAUGAGUGCAACAUAAGUGUAUAAGGGGCGCUGAAGGUAGAUUACCCAUCUGUUUAGUCUCUGCUUAAAUUGGAUAAGCUAAAAUUAGAAGACUAUCACUCAAUAAUGGCAUUGUGUGAUAAAUUGAAAGUGACCUGCAUCGUUUUUCGUGA